Messenger RNA from Symbiodinium necroappetens, 1494 nucleotides. The record is from the annotation of a GenBank genome assembly. Lineage: Eukaryota; Dinophyceae; Suessiales; Symbiodiniaceae.
AUGUUCACGCAGCCGCUGCUGUACAAAGAGAUCAAGAACAAGCCGUCGGUCCUCAAGACGUACGCCGAGCGUUUGCUGGCGGAGAAGGUGAUCUCCGAGGCGGACGUAGAGGAGAUCCGCAAGAGCCUGGACGAGAAUCUGGACCGGGCGUUCAAGUCCGUGAAGGAGACACCGGUCGACCCGACGCCGGACCCCGGCGCGAACAAGUGGAUCGGCGUGGACAACGCGUUCAGCUUCGACCGCGUGAACACCGCGGUGCACCUCGACGACCUGCUCGAGAUCUCCCGCGCGAUGGGGACGUGGCCCUCGGACUUCAAGCCGCACCCCAAGCUGGCGAAGCUCCUCGAGGAGCGCGCCACGUGCGUGCCCGAGGACAAGCCGCUCGACUGGGGCACGGCCGAGACGCUCGCGGUGGGCUCGCUGCUGAUCCAGGGCGUGAUCACGCGGUUCUCGGGUCAGGACUCCCGACGCGGCACGUUCAGUCACCGCCACGCGGUGAUCCGCGAUUACAACACCGCGGAGAUCUACUGCCCGCUCAACCACAUCCGCGAGAUGGGUAUCCCCGGGACGGAGAUGGACGCCGGGACAGUGAACGACGAGGGCAAGAUCCGGCAGGCGAAGUACUGCAUCUACGACUCGCCGCUGUCGGAGUACGCGGUGCUCGGGUUCGAGUACGGCUUCUCGCUCGCGUCUCCGAACAUGCUGGUCGUGUGGGAGGCGCAGUUCGGCGAUUUCUCCAACGGCGCCCAGGUGGUGUUCGACCAGUUCAUCGCCAGCGCCGAGGCCAAGUGGCACCGGUGGUCGGGCCUCGUGUGCCUGCUGCCCCACGGCUACGAGGGCCAGGGCCCGGAGCACUCCAGCGCGAGGCUCGAGCGGUUCCUCAAGCUCUGCGGGAAGAAGAACAUCCAGGUCUGCAACCCGACGACGCCCGCGCAGAUGUUCCACAUGCUGCGCCGCCAGGUGCUGCGAAAAUUCCGCAAGCCGCUCAUCGUGAUGUCGCCCAAGAGCCUCCUGCGCCUGCCGGCGUGCACGAGUCGCGUGGAGGAGCUGACCUCCGGCUCGUUCCGCGAGAUCCUGGACGAUCCGACGCUCGAGACGAAGAAGGCGAAAUCCAAGGUUCGGCGUGUCCUGCUCUGCUCGGGCAAGGUGUACUACGACCUGGACGCCCGCCGGAACGAGAUCGGGCGGGACGACAUCGCCAUCGUGCGCAUCGAGCAGAUGUACCCGUUCCACACGGACCUGAUGCGCGAGAUCCUCGAGAGCUACCCCGAGGGCGUCGAGGUGUUCUGGGUUCAGGAAGAGCCGCAGAACAUGGGCGCCUGGGGACACAUGCACCUCACGUUCUACACCGAGUUCGGGCGCGACCUGCCGUACAUCGGCCGGCAGACCUCGCCCACGCCGGCGACCGGGUCCCCCACCAUCCACCGCCAGCAGCUCGACCGAUUCCUCACCGAAGCCGUCGGCGCCCUGCAGCCGCAGGAAGCCACGGCCUGA